Messenger RNA from Phragmites australis (common reed), 4752 nucleotides. RefSeq lists its product as uncharacterized. Bases 475 to 3492 code for a protein of 1005 amino acids. Gene Ontology annotation, molecular function: ATP hydrolysis activity. The transcript is spliced from 3 exons. The record is from RefSeq and is a predicted model, not a curated record. Lineage: Eukaryota; Viridiplantae; Streptophyta; Magnoliopsida; Poales; Poaceae. Gene Ontology annotation, biological process: signal transduction; recombinational repair.
UGCUUUGCUGCAUCAAGAUUCAAGCACAAAAACUCUCACUGGUAACAGAGAAUCACAAUGGCCUCUCCUUGUUUGCUUCUGUCCAUUGGGAAUGGUGCUGGUCUUCCCGCAGUGGUGUGGCACUAGCCCUAGCAGUAGAAGUAGCUCUACACUUACCUGCACCCUUUGAUGCCACAUAUGGUUUCCAAGCCUCCACCCUCGUAGGACAGGAUCGUCAGGAGGAUAGUUACACCCAUCCCAUUCAAUGGCUUGAGUGGGAAAGUCGCGGUGCCCAUUUUUAAAUCCAAAUCCAAGUCCAGGUCCUCUUGCCAUUUUUGAUCCUUGAAGCCUCUCAGGAACUCACCUGAAGGAAAUCAUCAGCAGUUCAGAUGUGGCCGAAGUCUUGAAGGCUGCAUCAUCUCAGUAGGGAACUGAGGAGCGCCAGAUCGUGCAGCUCUUUCCAGCAAGCUUGCCGAGCUUUGUGAGUAGCUAGCCAUGGAGGAACAGCAAAAAGCUCCGAGCUUUCUUGAUGUGCCCAAGGAUAUCCCCAUCGCCACCAAGUCCCUCACCAUCAGGACCAGUGCUACUGGAUGCGGCUGCGGCUCCGACCGGUCCGCCCCCAUCUCGCCAGCCAUCUCCAUCACACCGCACCUCUACUCGCCGUCGCCGCCGUCAUCCGCGUUCGUGUCGGCGCUGCAGUCCCCGUACAUCUCGCCUCGAGUCCUCGAGCCGCCGGUGCCGGCGCCGCAGCCGCAGCCGCGCCAGGAAACCAAGGCCGCCGCCGUCAGUGCCACCACCACCGCGGCGCCGUCGCCGGUGUCAUGCUCCAACGGUUCCCACUCGGAGGAUAUCGACGCGCCCAGCGCGUCCCGCACGCCGCCGUCGGAGCGCUACGACUCCAGCGGCAUCGACGCGGCCAAGAUUUCCGACGGCGGUGGCGGUUGCGGCGCCGGCGGCGGCCCCCUUCAGCCACGCGUGUCCUUCUCGUUCCCUGUGCCGCGGGUGUCCUUCACCAGGGGAUCCGUGGCGUCGCCGUCCUCCAACGCCAAGCUCCGGAGCUGCGAUGUGUACAUUGGCUACCACGGCAACGGCGGCCUCGGCAGGUUCUGCAAGUGGCUCAAGUCAGAGCUCGAGCUGCAAGGCAUUGCUUCGUUCAUCGCCGACCGCGCCAAGUACUCGGACUCACAGAGCCAUGAGAUUGCCGAUCGGAUUAUUUGCUCAGUGGCAUUUGGUGUUGUGGUGGUCACCAUGUCAAGUUUCCUCAAUCCAUUUAGCCUUGAGGAGAUCAGAUUCUUUGUUCAGAAGAAGAAUCUUGUGCCUAUAUUGUUUGACACUGAGCCGUCAGAGAUUGCAGGGCUUUUUGAUGGAAAAUUAGAGGAUAAGGAGGGGAAGGAAGCAUUUGAAGGGCUGAUGCGGUGCCAUGAAUUCAAGCUUGAGGCGAAUGAGAGCAAUCCAAGGAGCUGUGUGUUGAGGACAGUCACUCUACUGCGGUCCAAGCUUGGUCGGAAGAAUAUCGCUGAGAAGGAGAAUGAGGCGUAUGAGGGCCUGCCUUUUCCACGCAACCGACAUUUUGUGGGAAGGGAGAAGGAGCUGAGUGAAAUUGAAGGCAUGCUCUUCGGGUCAACGGUGGAUAUCCAAGAAGUGGAUUGCCCAAGGGGUUCCUGUAAAAAUGAAAGAUCAAGCGGUGUGUCUGAUGGGUUUGCCGAUGAAGACAGUGAUACCGCAAGGACAUCUAAUGCCAGAUUCAUCAAUUUGGAGAUGCGCAAGUGCAAGGAGCCGACAUUGGAGGCUUGGAUAGAUCCAGUCAUUGAGUUGUCAUCUGGUAAAGGGAGAAACCUUCAGAAGCAAAGAUCAAAGCACAGUAGGUCAAGGUUUCGGUGCAACAGCAAGAGCUAUGGCAGUGCCAACAUAGUCUGCAUCAAUGGCUCUUCAGGCAUUGGCAAGACUGAACUGGCAUUGGAGUUUGCUUACCGGUACUCGCAGCGGUACAAGAUGGUGCUGUGGAUUGGAGGCGAAGCUCGGUAUUUGAGGCAGAACAUACUCAAUGUAUCCUUGAGUUUGGGAUUGGAUAUCAGUGCAGAAGCCGAGAAGGAGAGGGGUAGGAUACGGAGCUUUGAGGAGCAAGAAUUUGAUGCGUUCCAGCGGGUGAAGCGGGAGCUGUUCCGCGAUGUGCCCUAUUUGCUCGUAAUUGACAAUCUUGAGAGUGAGAGGGAAUGGUGGGAAGGCAAGGAUCUCCAUGACUUCAUCCCAAGGACUACUGGAGCGACGCAUGUCAUUGUGACCACACGUUUGCCACGUGUGAUGAACUUUGAGCCAAUGCAGCUACCACAACUCUCCUACAUUGACACAAUGGCCUUGAUACAGGGGAAAAGGAAGAAGGACUACCCGCCUGAGGAAACAGAAGUUCUCAGGAAGUUUGAUGAGCGGUUAGGCAGGCUGAGCUUUGGUCUGUGGGUUGUCGGUUCACUGCUGUCUGAGCUCAUGAUUGCUCCUUCCACUCUAUUUGAGGCUGUUGAGAGAAUAUCACUGAGCGAGAAUUUGUUCCCCAUUGGUGCCAAUGAUGAUGGCUUUUGCCGUAACAAUUCUUUCUUGAUAAAGGUCUUGGUCUUCUGUUUUGCAUUGAUGGACCGAGCAAAAGGAGGAAGCCUUACCUCAAGAAUGGUCAUUGCUGGUUCUUGGUUAGCUCCUGCUCCUGUGUCAUCUAUGCUAUUAGCUGCAACAGCGAGCAAACUACCAAUGAAAGGCAGUAGUAUGCACCUGCUAGGUGAAUCCCUCAAGACUGCAUUUCUAUGUGGCACACAUUGCUUUCUAGCUCCACAUGGACGGAAGGCUGAUGUGGAGUCGGCACUCUUACUUGUUAAUCUUGGGUUGGCAAGAAAGGCAACUCGGCAUCCUGGUUGCUGGAUCCAGUUCCAUCCGAUCACACAACUCUUUGGUAAGAUCAGGGGAGGUUUGUCACCAACAACUGCAGCAGUGAAUGGAGUAAUGAGGGCUGGAAACCCCUCAGUAUACUCUGACCAUCUGUGGGCUAGUGCAUUCCUUGUGUUUGGUUUCAAGUCUGAGCCACCUGCUGUUCAGCUUAAAGCAGUCGACAUGGUACUCUUCAUAAAGAAGACGGCACUGCCGUUGGCAAUCAACUCCUUCAUGACGUUCUCGCGGUGUGGCUCAGCUUUAGAGCUGCUCAAGGUGUGCACUAAUGUAAUUGAGGAGGUGGAGAAGACUUAUGCGUCACGGAUGCAGGAUUGGAACCGUGGGUCGUUAUGCUGGAGGAAGAAGCUGCAACCGAACCACCAUGUUGACGAGUUUGUCUGGCAGGAGGUGACGCUGCUCAAGGCAACACUGCUCGAGACAAGGGCGAAGCUGCUGCUUCGAGGUGGGCUAUUCGACACUGGCGAGGAGUUGUGCAGGACCUGCAUUAGCAUCCGGACAGUCAUGCUUGGCCAUGGUCAUGCCCAAACACUAGCUGCUCAGGAGACAUUGGCAAAGCUGGUCAGAUACAGGAGUAAGAUAUGACUAUAUGAGAUGAUACCCGAGGCCCUUGUGAGGUCUUUGUAAUGUGAAAUUCCUCUGAUAUUGUGUUAUAAAUGUAUCAGAAGUUUUCACAUUUCAAUAUUUCCGCAUCUGAAAUUUCUCAGCCGUGGAAGGUUGUUUCUGGCACCUGGUUUCGAGCUAUUCGCUGUGAAUGAUGACAAGUUCAUGGACAACUUUGUGGCGCCUGGUGUGAGGAAUGGAAUCGGAGGAUCAAGGGAGUCAGCAGAUCAACUGUUGGAUGCUUACCAAGUUGGGUUUGCGCAUAUUUUUGGUGGCUGUUCAGAGGGAAAGAACUCAAUCAGAGUCAUAAUGGCACUAGCACUGGGUAGAUCUCUCUUCCCUCUCUCCAAAAUGGAAAGUGUGUAGUGUGGGCUAAAAGUGACAGCAGGUUGUCAUGGUCACUGUUGGAUGCGGAAUUGGCCGGGAUGUGGCUUCACACUUUAAUUUGCUGGUCAAAGAAGGUUUAGUGGCCCCAAACAUAGAAAUGCCAGAGCUAAUACCUGCCUUUCGCCUCCUAAUCCUACCGGAGACAAGCGAGAUACAAUACUUGGACUUCACUCGCCAGGAGUGAAUUAGUGAAUGCAUAAUACUCUACUGCUAACUGUGAUGAUGUGAUCUCUGCCGUGCAAUGAUCGAUGUGAGGUGUGUUGCUUGUUUUUUUCCGACGGGUUGGCUGGAUCUUGUUGUGAAGAUGGAUGCCGGCCGGUUGGAGAGUCAGGGAUUCACCUGGAUCACUUGCUGGUUGCUGCUGCUGAGAGUGAAAACUGGUUCUCUUUGCUGGAGCCUAGCUAAGCUCUGGGUUGGGACUUAAGACCAAAAGGUAAGGCGAAACCUUGCGGACCCCCAGGCUUGUAUUAUGCUUCUGCUUCUGCUUCUCCUGAAAUUUGACUUGCCAUCAACAAAUCAAAAUUGUUAUUUGGUACAAUAGCCAUGCUUCAUGAAGCCAUAUGUAACUUGAGUUGUACAGUACAGUUCAGUUGUUAUUUGGUAGAACUUUAUAUUCUUCUUACUAUUGAGUAUCCCAGAUGAAACUUUCAGAAAUGAAAAUGGCCUUCCUUUUAUCAUCUAGAGAAUGGCUUCGGUGAACAAAGAGCUUGAUAACCUGUAGUUGCUGCGAAAGUGCUGUAUGUUUCCUGCUUUUCUCUGAAAGGACUUGCAUUCAUGAGCUAAUCUGUAUUUGUAAAAUAACUGCACAUCUGCAAUAUUGUGCAGACAAUUUUUCUGUAAGUGCACAAUUUUUUU